UAUGUUCUUUCAUAUAGUCGUCUUCGGAAGACCCAUUUUCGGGGGGGGUUUCCCCUCUGAUCUGUUUCCGAAUGAUAAGUCAUACGAUAGACUUAGUGUUGUUCCUUGAGUAAAUUUGGAUCCUCCUCGUGAUCCCAGUCGUGCCAAGUCGGUCGUCGAGAAAAGGAGAUGGAAUUAAUGGCUAGGAGCUGCCCAAACCGUCACGUUCUAUUCGUCAUCAAACUGAUGUCUUUAAUCUGGCCCACAUCCUCUUCCUGUGAGCUUGAAUUAGAGGAGUUUAGCGUGCCUGAAAACUAUUCAGCUAAUCGGGUACCUUCGGUGGAAUCAAACACCCCGUUAGUGACCAACGUUAGUUUCAUGAUCAAGCAAGUCCAAGCUGUAAGCGAUUUUUCUACCAGUUUCACUGUGGAUCUUCAACUGAGUAUCCGUUGGAAGGAUCCGAUUCUGUCGACCUUUCCCUGCAAUGGGUCCUUUGAUCUAAAGGUUUUGCACGAUAUUUGGACUCCUGAGACGUAUUUUUAUGGACUGAAGAAAGCUGAAAAACUGACCAUGAUUGACAGCACUCCGGAGGCGAUCUCGAUAUCGGGAGAAUAUUUCUGGUGGUGGUUGGAUUUGCGGGUUGAAAUGCAUUGCUCCAUGAACUUUGAGCAUUACCCUUUGGAUAGCCAACGAUGCGUGGUUCGCUUGGGAUCUGUCCGCCAUGAUGCUAAAAAGCAAAUAUAUCAAGGUUCCACCCAGCAACUCCAUCUGUUCUUCCAAAAGAGCCUUCAAUACUCAAUCCAGUUCGAAGACCUAAGAGAAGAUGAAAAAUAUUUUAGCGACGCCUACAAUAGUAAUUAUUCCGUGUCUGGAUUUGUUUUGAACCUCAAGCGGCGUCGACUUCCCGUAUUCAUCAAUAUGUACUUCCCAACAUCGCUUUUGACUAUGAUGACUUGGAUCAGUUUUUUCAUUCCCGCCAAGCAAGUUCCGGGGAGAAUUAGUUUGGUUAUGACCAUAUUCUUGAUGUUGGUCAACAUAGCAAACUCCUCAGGGGUGAGAGGCCCCAGUGCCACGACUUUUACAGCCAUGGACAUCUGGCUUUUGAUUUGCAAACUGAUGGUGUCCACUACCAUUUUGGAAUAUGCUUUCCUCCUCAAACUUCAUUGGAAUCUAGAUGGAAGAGAGUGCAAGGAACAAACCAAGGCUGAAAAAGUAAACUCUGCGACAAACAUGCCAAUGUCCCGAGUGCAAUUGGAUCGUCGAUGUCAACAAAUUGAUUUCAUCAGCUUUUUGGUUUGCGUCAUCACGUAUUCCCUUGCUUGUCUAAUUUAUACCUUAUAUUUUACGAUUUUUUCUUGAGUUUUCACUCGUUACCGUUGAUCUUAUUGAAAGAAAUGAAUUCUCAUUUUUAAGCAUGUUUGACGAAAUCUCUUUGUCAAAAGACUUUU
This is a messenger RNA of Tigriopus californicus, 1427 nucleotides long. RefSeq names its product gamma-aminobutyric acid receptor subunit rho-3-like. The record is from RefSeq and is a predicted model, not a curated record. Gene Ontology annotation, cellular component: membrane. The coding region runs from base 169 to 1338 and encodes 389 amino acids. Gene Ontology annotation, biological process: monoatomic ion transmembrane transport. Gene Ontology annotation, molecular function: transmembrane signaling receptor activity; extracellular ligand-gated monoatomic ion channel activity. The transcript has a single exon. Lineage: Eukaryota; Metazoa; Arthropoda; Copepoda; Harpacticoida; Harpacticidae.